AUGAAAACCAAAAAUCAAAAAAUAAUAUUUUUAAUAUCAAUAAUAGUUUUUUUGGCAUUUUCACCAAAUAGUGUUCAAUCAGAUGACACAUCAUGCACACAAAAUUUAAUCAACACACUAUUUAGUAAUGCUCCAUCAAAUAUAGUAUUGUGCACAGGUGAAAGUGGGUAUACAAGUUCAGAUAAUACAUGGUCAUAUAUUGGCAUUUGCAAAGAUAGUGUUACAUUGGAAUCAUUGUCUAUAACAUCAGUAACAUUAAAUUCAAACUCUUUACAAUCAAAUCUUUUAAGUUGUUUUACUUCAUUAACUCAAUUAACUUUAACAAAUUUAUCAUUUGAUCAAGAUGCAUUUGGAAGCGGUAGUGCCACCAAUGUAGCUCUCAAUACAUGCUCAUUUAAAAACCAAUUAAUCUCAUCAAAUGGUAAUUCAAUAUCACCAACCACAACCAAAUUUUUUAUGAAAAUAAAUGAUCAGCUCAAUUUACCUCAAUUAAACCUAAAGACAAUAAAAAAUUUAAAAUCUUUCGAAUUGGUCCAUGACAUAACAGUUCAAGUGAAUAAUUAUGUAACCUAUAUAAAUGAUCUAGUACCUAAUGAAACUGAUUUUGAACUUUUAACUUUAACAUCAAAUGAAAUACCAUCAUUUGAUAAUAUCAAGGCAUCAGAUUUAUUUUUUAAUUUAGUUAAGGCGUCAAUGGUACCAUCAUUUGAUAAUUUUAAUACAUUAAAUUCAGUCAUUGGAUUUUAUUUCAAUUUUAAUUUUGAUAGCGAUUCAGAAAUCGAUUUCCCAACCUCAUUUAGUUUAGCAACCAACAUUGAAGAAUUAACUUUAACAGGUCAACUUAAAAAACCUACAGCUACUUUAUCUCUUCCACCAAAUACUAUAAAGCUAACAAUUGCAGACAGCCCAAAUUUUAAUAUUGACGGGGUUUUUCCUUUAUUGUUACCAAACUCCUUAACCACCAUCACCAUAAGUAAUUUAGGGUUAACCAACUUACCAACUUUCCCACAAAAUAUUCAAUCAAUUUAUUUUGAAAAUAAUGACUUAAUACAAUCAAGCAGUAAUCUACCAGAUCUUUCAAGCUAUAGCAAUUUAAAAAAAGUUUCUUUUGUUAAUUGUGGAUAUACAGGAUCAAUACCUCAAAGCUAUUGUGAAUACAGUGACAUAAAUUUAACAAAAAAUAACCUUCAAAACUCAGUUCCACAAUGUUUAGUUUGUUAUAUGGAUGAAACAUAUAAUAGUUUUAGUUUUAACAAUAACCCAUCAUUAACUAUCGGGUCUUGUGAACCAGGCUCAAUCAUACCAAAUUUAUCAUAUGAUGACAACACAAAGAUUUUAGCAUUAACAGGUCAAAAUUUAGGAAAUGUUGGUCCAACUAUUAUAGGAAAUGGUCAACAAUUUCAAGUUGUAACACCUCAAUCCUCAUUUACUUUAGUAUGGGACGAGUCGACCUAUGGAACAAUACCAGAUACCAUUCAAAUGUAUUUCGGGAAAGAUGUUUUUACAUUAGCCACAAGAGUUUUAACACCUUCAAUCCAAACUAUCAAAAAAUCAAAUUCAAAUUUUACUUUUUCUGGUUCAAAUUUCUCCUAUAAUAAAGAUGAUAUUCAAAUUAUUGUUUCAAAAUAUCAAUGUAUUAUUACCUUGGUGCAAUUUAAUACUAUAGAAUGUUAUUUCGAUAAGAAACUGCCAAUUGGUCAAGAUAUUUCUGCAACUAUUCAAAAUGUUAAACCACCGACCUCAGUGGUGGUUCACUUUACAGUUAAUACUCUAUAUGACACAACAACUAUAGUGAAGUUUUGUCCCACUGAUUGUAACAUUGGUUCGGGAUGGGGCAGAUGCUCAAGUACCACAGGUGAAUGUUUAUGUACAACUUACUAUACCGGUGAUUCAUGCAGUAUCCCAAGCCCAUUUUUGUCGUCGGUUUCAUCAACAACAAUUAAAGGUGGUCUAGUAAACCUAUAUGGGUGGUUUGGUAAUGUUAGUCAUAGUGACCUAUCAAUUAGAAUUGGUGAAUUAAACUGUGUGGUCCAUUUUACCGAUAACUUUUUUUCAAAUUGUACCAUUGGUCCUGGUAAUGGUACAGUUUCCGUAACGCUGACACAAAAUGGUUAUGUUUGGACUGGUUAUAAUAAAUUCCACUUUAUCGAACCUUCUUAUAAAUGUCCAAAGAAUUGCUCAAACCACGGUGUAUGCAAUGAUCUGAUAGGCCAAUGCAAAUGCAAUAGUGGUUGGGGUGGAUGUGCAUGCAACUCUUAUAUACCACCUACUACAAGUGAAGCCUCGUCUUCCAGCCAUGAAAUAUCUUCUCCAACAGUAUCCAUUCCACAAUCAAAUACAACUAUUAAUGAAACAAUUGGAUCAGCACUUAUAAAUAAUCAACAGACUACUUUUGAAAUUUCAAUUCUUUCAUUAUUGGAGCUUGAUUUCGAAAAUAAUAUUAUAAAUAUAUAUAACUUAACCAACCAAUGGAGUACUGCCACUAUCAAUAACUCAACUUAUACAUUUCAGCAAUCAAUUCAAGAGUCAUGCUUAAUUACAUAUACAAUACAACAAAUUAAUACACCUACAGAAUUGGAAUAUGCAGGUUUAAAUUUAGAAUUAGAGAAAGACUCCAUUAAAAUAUCAGUUUUAAUUCAAAACUACACAUUUUCCAGUGCACUAAAUCAACUUCAGCUCCGACUAGAGUCCUCAGUAUAUAGCAACAAUACAGAAUCUUUUGACAACGAAUGCAACAAUAAAGAUAGUGAAGCAGAGAUGGAUGGAAUCGAUAAAAAUCAACUUUUAAACUUUGUAUUACUUUCAAAAAAUAAUAAAAUAUUAAAUGCAGUUUUUGUAAAUAGAAUUAUGAGUGAUUCAAGACAAACGUUUAUUACAAAUACAAUCAUAUCAAAUAAAACAACUUCAAAUAAUAAAUACUCGAUAGUAAUCGGUCUAAAUUUACCCCACUGCACCCACGAAUGUUUUAUAGAUCCAAACUUUAGCCUACUGGUAGAUAGCCAUUUUAAUAAAUGCCAACCUAAUGGAAGACCUGUUUGGGUAUUAUAUGUUUCCAUAUUUGUACCAUGCACGUUCUUUGUCAUUGCUGCAAUAGCGUGGGGUAUUAUAUUCAGAAAGUACCGUACCUCAAUUUUAAUAAAAUGCUAUGAACAUAAAGAAUCUUUAAAUAAUCUAACAAGAAAAAACAAAGAUUAUAUUUAUAUGCCAAAUAGAUAAAAAUUUUUUUUGUAAAUUAUGAUCACAGUUUUUCAAAUAUAAUUUUUAAAACCCCACAAAAUUAAAUUGUAAAUAAAUUCAAUUCCUUUUUAAGGAAAUAACGAAUAUUCUAUUUUUUUUUUAAUCUUGAUCAUUUUUAUAAACACUGUUUCAUUGAAAGAUACUUAUUAGGCCAUUUGUUAAUUUGUUUAAUUAUUUUCUCAAGAUAGCGGGUUAAUUUAUAAAUUUGUAAAAAAAAAAUUAAAAAUUAUUUAAAUUUUAAAAAAAAUAAAAAUAAAAAAAAAUUAUAUUCG
Molecule: messenger RNA, 3509 nt
Organism: Dictyostelium purpureum
Lineage: Eukaryota; Evosea; Eumycetozoa; Dictyosteliales; Dictyosteliaceae
Exons: 7
Coding region: 1-3216 (1071 amino acids)
Source: RefSeq, a predicted model, not a curated record